AUGCCCUCACAUCAGAAGACCGCUGUCGAUUACUAUCUGGAGAAUUAUCCUCCUGACUAUCCCAAAAAUAUCUGGAACUCUACUGGCAUGUCUCAUGCUUUGGCUGACAUUUCUGCCAAUGGAGCUAACUACAUUGUUGCCAUUGACGGUGAAUUUGAGCUUGUGUACAGAACUUCCUGUUCUUUGCCAGUUAGUGGCACCAUCUUUACAAUGAUCAACAAUGCCCGUCUCACGAUAGGAAAAAGCCCAAUUGGGUUCAUUAACCCUAUGAUCUACUCUGCUGAUUUCACAGGCGCUUUCAAUGAUAUUACUGAAGGGUCAAACCCGGGUUGUGGCGCUGAAGGCUACAAUGCAACUGUUGGAUGGGAUCCAGUUACUGGUCUUGGUACUCUCAACUUUCCUAAGUUGCUCGAGAAAUGGUUGGCUCUUCCAUAG
Suillus fuscotomentosus is the source of this 435-nucleotide messenger RNA. RefSeq names its product peptidase S8/S53 domain-containing protein. Gene Ontology annotation, biological process: proteolysis. Gene Ontology annotation, molecular function: tripeptidyl-peptidase activity; serine-type endopeptidase activity. The record is from RefSeq and is a predicted model, not a curated record. Lineage: Eukaryota; Fungi; Basidiomycota; Agaricomycetes; Boletales; Suillaceae. The transcript has 4 exons. The coding region runs from base 1 to 435 and encodes 144 amino acids.